This is a messenger RNA of Linum tenue, 660 nucleotides long. NCBI's taxonomy places the organism in Eukaryota, Viridiplantae, Streptophyta, Magnoliopsida, Malpighiales, Linaceae. The record is from the annotation of a GenBank genome assembly.
AUGGAUCUCGGCCCGCCGGAGAUCGUCUCCUUUGUCCACGGCAACGUUACAAGUGAUUCUGACCUUGAGAAUGCCGUUGAUACAGCGGUGUCAAGGUACGGCCAGCUAGACAUCAUGUACAACAACGCUGGAAUCGGAGGUAACCUCGACACCACCAUCUUAAACUCGGACAACGCCGACUUCAAGAAGGUGCUUGAAAUCAACCUCUUCGGAUCCUUCCUCGGAGCCAAACACGCCGCCAGGGUUAUGAUUCCCGCAAGGAAAGGUUGCAUCUUGUUCACCGGCAGCGUUGCCGCUUCUAUAAGUGGCGACUUGUCUUACGCAUACAAGGCUUCCAAGCAUGCUAUUUUGGGGCUCAACAACAACUUGACCGUGGAGCUGGGCAAGUACGGCAUCAGGGUCAACACCAUUUCUCCCUAUGGAGUGGCCACUCCCAUGGUCACAAGCGGCAUGCAAAUGGACAAGAAGGCUGCUGAGGAAUUCAUGUCCGCCGCUGGAAACUUGAGAGGGGCUAUCCUCGAACCCGAGGAUGUUGCUCGGGCUGCCUUAUACUUGGCCAGUGACGAUGCAAAAUACGUGAGCGGAUUGAAUUUGAUAGUUGAUGGAGGCCACAAUCACAACCAUCCGCUUUUUGGUGCAACAGAUCCGCUUGCCAACUGA